AGUUCAAUUCACUUUAUUUUAUUCAAUUAAUUUUAUCAAUUAACUUAAAAUGCAAUCAAUUUUAUUAAUAACGUUACUAUCAAUAGCCGCAGCCGUGGUCACAGUUACCGCCUCAGCCGAUGACUAUGUUUUUGACUAUAGUGACGAUGACUACCGUUCGGUGGCCAACUCGCGUAACUUUACCGAUAAGGUUGUACUGGUGACCGGUUCGAGUUCUGGCAUCGGUGAGGGUAUUGUCAAACUAUUUUCGGUUUUGGGCGCCCGCGUAGUGGUCACCGGCCGUAAAGAGGCCGACAUUCAUCGUGUGGCUCAAGACUGUCAACGAUUGUCACCCAAUAAACUUAAGCCGUUAGAAGUGGUCGCCGAUCUGACCAAAAGUGCCGAUUUGAGCACAUUGUUGAACGAAACAAUCAAAACGUUUGGCAAACUGGACGUAUUGGUCAACAAUGCGGGCAUAUAUCCAGCGACCACUAUUGAUCAGACAAAUUUACUACAACUAUGGGAUCAGAUCUUCAAUAUUGAUUUGAGAGCCGUUGUCGAGCUUAUCCAUCUGGCCGUUCCCUAUCUGGAAAAAACUAACGGCACCGUAAUCGACAUAUCCAGUAUUUCAUCUCUGGCACCGAUGAUUGAUAAGUUGGCCUACAAUUCAGUCAAAUCCAGCUUAGAUAUGUUGGCCCGAGUGCUGGCACUGGAGUUGGGACCCAAAGGCAUACGUGUGAAUACAUUAAAUCCCGGUGCUGUAAAUGUAAAAUCAUAUACCAGUGAUCUAAGCAACGAUUACAUUAAGGCAACACCAUUGAGACGUAUUGGCCUACCCUUAGAUAUUGCCAAAGGUGUGGCAUUUCUGGCCUCAACUGAUGCCUCAUUUAUUACCGGCGCUAAUCUGGUGGUCGACGGAGGACUGGUCUACAAUAUCGGCGGAUUUAACAUAAAAUAAUAACAAUAAUAAUAAACAGUUUAGUCUA
Oppia nitens is the source of this 965-nucleotide messenger RNA. RefSeq lists its product as uncharacterized. Lineage: Eukaryota; Metazoa; Arthropoda; Arachnida; Sarcoptiformes; Oppiidae. The coding region runs from base 50 to 937 and encodes 295 amino acids. The record is from RefSeq and is a predicted model, not a curated record. The transcript is spliced from 4 exons.